Ostrea edulis (European flat oyster) is the source of this 3645-nucleotide messenger RNA. Its product is annotated as peptide methionine sulfoxide reductase MsrB-like. The record is from RefSeq and is a predicted model, not a curated record. Gene Ontology annotation, cellular component: cytoplasm. Bases 716 to 1246 code for a protein of 176 amino acids. The transcript has 4 exons. Gene Ontology annotation, molecular function: peptide-methionine (R)-S-oxide reductase activity. Gene Ontology annotation, biological process: response to oxidative stress; protein repair. Lineage: Eukaryota; Metazoa; Mollusca; Bivalvia; Ostreida; Ostreidae.
UUAUUGUAGGUAACAUUCCAAUCAUCGUUUAUUAUCUGAGUGUAUAAUGUCUCCAUAUAAGUGAAAUAUUCUCAAGAGGGACGUUAAACAAUAAUUAAUCAAUCAAUCCGAGUGUAAAUGCUAUAUGUUUUGUGCUUUUCUUUUUAAACAUGCAUGCAAUUGAACUUUGGUGCAUUAUAUAGGAGUCCAUUCACUGUGAUUUAUACAUCUAUAUAGGAGUCCAUUCACUGUGAUUUAUACAUCUUUUUAAUAUCAACAAAAAUCUGCUGUGAGAAUUAAAUACUGACAUUGUAUUGAGAGAGUCUGUGGAAGAGGAGGGGAAGUGUGCAGGUUAACCUUAUCUCACAAGGCAUCUAGCAGCAGUUCAAAUGUUUUUCGUGGAUUUUGGUUUUUUUUCAAUCUCAAGAUAAGGACAUUAUAAUGGCUGUAUAUUAUCUAGGAAGACACAGUACGAUAGAUUGAGGUUUAAACACUUAAUAAAUGACUAAUCACCUUGAGACAGGAUAGACUAUGACUGAUAAUAGCCCUCUCUAAAUCCUUAUAGUCUCUGCUUUCACACCCACUCAGUGUUAUGUGUGCAUCUAUCAAGUGUCAGUUCAACUGAUGGCUGUCCUUGAUCUGAGAUGAGAAAUUCCCAGUUCACGAUACAAACUACAUGUAAUUCAGUGGAUUAAUAGUGGGAUUUAUAAACAUUGAAGGCACGGGAUGAAAGCCUAUGAAUGUGUUGACCUUUGACCUUGUUGUGAUCAUUUCCUGGAUGAAUAUCCUCCAUGCUGUGACCUCAGCCAAGCGGGAGGCUGCUCCUCAAAUAAAGAAGUUGAAAUCCACAUGUAGCAGCGGGGCUGAGUGUCCGGUCCACUUCCCGAAAGCUGAGCUGAAGAAACGCCUCUCUUCUGUAGAAUACCAUGUGACUCAGGAAAAAGGCACGGAGAGAGCUUUUUCUGGUAAAUAUGUGAAUAACAAGGAGCAGGGACUGUACACCUGUGUGGUGUGUGGAAAUCAGCUGUUUUCUUCCGACUCCAAGUACGACUCCAAGUCAGGCUGGCCGUCCUUCUAUGAUGUCGUCAGCAAAAAGCAGAUCACCGUUAAGGACGAUGUGUCGCAUGGUAUGCAGCGGGUGGAGGCAAAGUGUGCUGAUUGUAACUCGCAUAUAGGUCACGUGUUCGACGAUGGUCCAAAGCCCACAGGACUGCGGUAUUGUGUCAAUUCAGCUGCCUUAAGCUUCAAAAAGCAAACAACAGUCUGAUGUGGAUUAUAUUGAUGCUGCUGGCUUUAAUGUUGUUUAGUAGCUGUAUUGCUAGUUUGCAGUAAGCAGUUUGUGAAAAUGUUGAACGGAUUGGGUUUGAAUCUUUUUCUUACAAUCUUAAUUUUUACGUUAAACUGGUAUUCAAAAUUUUAUUUCUUCCCUUGACGAGUAUGCGGUGUUUAUUAGGUUUUUUCUCAUUCUUUUAGCUUUACUAUAUUUACACACAGUUGUUAUAGAAACUUCCUAAAAAUGAAAUUAAUAUAUUAUGAAUAUGAAUGUUCAGUGCGUGGUGCUAGUAAGUUGUGAUACCAUUAUAGCUGCAGAACUGUAGCUCUCUGAAAAAAUAUUUUGACAUAAAUAUUUUUUCAGAGAGCCUCAGUUCUGCAGCUAAUACCAUUAAAGAGUUGUCUCUCUUGGCAAAUAUGCUUUAGCUCGACUGUUAAAAAAUGGCCAGUCACAGAGGUUAUUUUUUCAUAUUUGCGUUUUUCUUGUUGGUAAUUAACACUCACAAUUAAUUACAGACAAUUAACACACACACAAUUAAUUACAGGCAAUUGGAAUUUUUUAAAACGACGUUGUCUUUUUAACGUUUGUCUCCUAUUGCGUGUUGAAAUUGACUGUCUCUAAUUUUUACCCUUUUGGAAUUUACAAUUGCUGUGCAAUCUUAGGACUUUAUUUUGGAUUCAUUAUCAGCUAAUAAUAAUAAUAAUAUAUGUGUACACCUAUGUGUUAUGGAAUGUUUUAUUAAUCUUAUUGCUCAUAAACACAGUUCAUAUUUUGUGUAGAUCUUAUAGCCUCGCAGUUUGACAGAUACACCAACACUCUGUGCUAUGAUAUUAUAGAUUUACUUUGUAUAUAACAAUGGGCAUCAUUUUGGUAAGAAACAAAAAGCACUAACACGGGACGCUGUUGUGUGAUGGUAAUGUCCGUCAGAACUAUGAACAUGUCAGUAUAAACGUUUUCUUUUGUAGCAGUGAUUAGAUCUGUUUCUUUUUUAAUCUGUUUGAAUAGAAGUUUCAUACCUGUUUUUGAUCACGUGAUUUCUUCCUUCAACUUUUACCAUACAAAGGUUUUCUUUUUGUUAGGUUUUUUUCUCUGCCGCUUGAAAAAGUAUUAUGGGAGAUUGUAGAUCAAUACAUAUAAUGUAAAUCAUUGUUCUUAGGUGAAGAAAAAAAAAUAUUACAGUAUAUCUUGCCAUUUUAUUUGAUUAUGUGGCGUGUUCGUAAACAUUUUUGUUAUAUGUUUUUCGUUUAUUAUUGUAAAUUGUAAAACUAUUCUUCUCUAAACAAGGGAUUUCAUAUUUUCAAACGGUACCAAAUUACUUCUAUAUCCAGUUAUUUUCUGUAAGUUUAGAUAUAUUUACCACAGCGUAUUGCAUACAAUGUACAUAAAUUCCUUGUUACAAGGAACUGCAUGAAACGAAAAUUUCUACAGCGAGAACAAAUACCAACAGUACAAUUUUUAAUGAAUUCUAAAAUUCUGAAAGCAAGUUUAUCUCAUGUGCAUAGGGAAAUUGAAUUGAGGAGGAAUAGUAUUGUUUUGCCGUUUACAGAAUACGCCUCUACAUAUGUUUGUAUGUGUUUUUGUUAUUGAUUUCAGAAUCACUGAUAUAUAUUCCUUUUGUAGGUGUGUGUGUUUUUUAUGACAUAAGUGUUUUUUGUAUUUUGGAGAUAUUCACCUCGUUUUAAUCAGUUGUCAUGACACAUAUCGCUGUCUUUACACCCAAAAAAAAUUAUGGUUUUAGCAUUAAGUUCGAGAGUUUCCCUUGUUUUGCCUCUUUCGGGUUUUUUAUUAUUAGUAUUGUGGGGUGGGGGCUUUGGACUUUUUUAUGUCUAAGUAGAAUGAAGUAUAAAAAUUGAACAAGUACUAUUGAACGUAAGAAUUUCGAAUUCGGUCUCCGAGCGGAAGUGAUGUAAGCACACGACAUAUAACGGUAUUAAUAUUUAUACAGAACCUAGUAAUCAAGAGUCCUUGUAUUUAUCUUCAUCUAACUGUACAUUUGUUUCUGUAGUGUUUAACGGGAAAUUAAUUCUCUUACUUUUGUUUUCUAGCUGUGAUAUAUUUAGGUGUUUUGUUUGAUAAUUUAUGUAUAUUUGUUAAUGAUAUUAUUUGAAUCUCAAUUCAAUACGUUUUGAGUUUUGUAAUGUUCAAUUCUUUCGAAAACCUGUAAAAUCAUUUAUAUUUACAACAGGAGAGUGUUCGCCAUUAACAUUUCGUCCUAGUGAUUUUAUGUGCUAUUUAUAAAUAUUUGCUCCGGGGCUUUUUUUUUUUUUUUUUAAUGAUGCCGUAUGGUUGAACAGUCAUAUUCAUUUCACCUCCAAAUGAUUUUCCUCACGUUGUCACUUUUAACUGGCAAUAUCUUUUUUCUUUUAGUAAUAAAAUGUUUGUUAUUUUUCAAA